Molecule: messenger RNA, 793 nt
Organism: Guillardia theta CCMP2712
Lineage: Eukaryota; Cryptophyceae; Pyrenomonadales; Geminigeraceae
Exons: 5
Source: RefSeq, a predicted model, not a curated record
GCAAUCGAGGUGGUCGAGCAGGCAAUGAACAGCCUAGGCUUCCAUCCUGAGGACAUUAGAACUGUGAUAGCCUGCAACAGUGGAGUCGAACUGCAAAUACAAACAAACGAGUUCAACACAGGGAAAAUACCUCUAAUGAUCGGGCUGCCUCAAGGUGGAGCAAGUAGCCCACAACUGGCCAACUUGGUGCUAUGCAUCCUCUCUAGGCAAUUGGACAAGUGCAGCACAGGAACAACAAACAACCUGUCCUUCGCCGAUGACAUGGUACUCAUCGCACACACGAUGAAAGAAAUGCGAGAAUUGGUAGCAGUGGUGGAUUCCUUCAGCUUCGACUAUGCUCGCAAGGGAGAGGUUCCGUUCAAAUAUCUCGGCUAUCGCAUCUCUCUGUGGAAGGAAGAAAGACGAAGAAUAAAGGGCUGCCCUUUCACUUGGGGAGAACGAGCAUACGUCUUUGAAAAAACCAAAGAACUGGUGAAAGUUGGAAUUCUCAACGUCUUUCGCUACUCCGCAGUCAUGACUGGAUGGACUUGGCGAGACCUACAAGAAUUAGAUCAACUGUGGAUACGAGCUGCCAACAGAGAAUGGAGGGCUGCAGGUCCCUCAUCCUGCCCCAAUCCUAGGGCGAGCAGCGCUACGAUACAUCGAACGAGAAGUGAAUAGUAAGCAUGGUGGAGACAUCCAAGAUAGACUGAUAUCUAAACUCAGAAACUGGUUUGCGGAAUGGGGAUGCCAAACAAUCCUCGAGCUCCAAAGAGAAAUGAAUUUUCGAACUAUGGAGCGUGAUGUGGUGCGG